UGAAGAGAACAAUGUAACUGUGAAGAAGUACGGAGAGCCAAACAAAGCCUUAAAUCAAAACAAUUGAUCUUCCCUUUCUCAUCCUAACUAAACCCUAAUUUAUAUUCACUUUACCAAAUUAAAAGCUCCGAGAACUUCGCACUAAUGGACAAUCACCUAACGGCGCCUGUACGUUCGCGGAGCACGCAAUCUCCGUCGCCGUCACACUCCGCCUCGGCCUCCGCCACCUCAUCAAUCCGCAAACGAAAGCGCGCGUCUGAGAACCACGCGCCGCCCUUCCCGUCCUCGUUUUCCGACACUCGUGACGGCGCGCUGACCUCCAACGACGAAAGCAUCAGCGCCCGCGGCAAUGAUUCUGACUCGUCCGACGAGUCAGAAGAGGUCGUGGACGAAGACGAAGAAGAGUAUGAUGAUUCGAUGCGCACGUUUACGGUUAAUCGGUUGGAGAAUAGUGUGGGACCGUCAGCACGGACUACGAAGCUCAAAACUGAAAAUUCAGUUAAAGUUGAACCGAAUUUGGCGGGAAACUCUGUUACAGGGGAUCCAGUGGUUGGACAGAGCGCGGCGAGGUUAGGAGGUAAGGAGGAUACGGCUAAGAGUAUAUUUACGGAGAAUAUACAGACUGGAGGUGCUUAUAGUGCUCGAGAAGAGAAUUUGAAAAGAGAAGAGGAAGCAGGGCGACUCAAAUUUUCAUGUGUAAGAAAUGAUGGUAUUGAUGAGCAUAUGGUUUGGUUAAUAGGAUUGAAGAAUAUAUUUUCUAGGCAACUGCCUAAUAUGCCAAAGGAGUACAUUGUGCGUCUUGUGAUGGACAGCUUCAUGAAUCUGGUAUCAGAAAGUAGAUACAUAACUCAUAAGUCUGUAAUGCUUGUCAGAAGUAACACAGUUGUUGGUGGGAUAACAUACCGACCAUAUUUAAGCCAGAAGUUUGGCGAGAUAGCUUUUUGUGCAAUAACAGCAGAUGAACAAGUAAAAGGUUAUGGCACUAGAUUGAUGAACCAUUUAAAGCAACAUGCACGUGAUGCUGAUGGUCUGACUCAUUUUCUGACUUAUGCUGAUAAUAACGCUGUUGGAUAUUUUAAGAAACAGGGCUUCACCAAAGAAAUAUACUUGGAGCAAGAGCGGUGGCGUGGGUAUAUUAAAGAUUAUGAUGGAGGGAUACUUAUGGAGUGCAAAAUCGAUCCCAAGCUGCCGUACACUGAUUUGUCAACUAUGAUCAGACGUCAGAGGCAGGCAAUUGAUGAAAAGAUACGAGAACUAUCAAAUUGUCAUAUAGUCUACCCUGGAAUUGAUUUCCAAAAGAAAGAAGCUGGUGUACCUAAAAGAGUCAUUAAAGUUGAGGACAUUCCUGGUUUAAAGGAGGCUGGAUGGAGUCCUGAUCAGUAUGGUCAUUCACGAUUUAAAUUAUUAAGUGCCUCUGCAGACAACACAUCUAAUCAAAAGCAAUUGACUGCCCUCAUGCGUGCACUUCUGAAGGCUAUAUAUGACCAUCCCGAUGCUUGGCCAUUUAAGGAACCAGUCGAUUCACGUGAUGUGCCUGAUUAUUACGAUAUAAUAAAAGAUCCCAUGGACCUGAAGACGAUGUCAAAGCGAGUUGAAUCAGAGCAAUACUAUAUGACGCUCGAAAUGUUCGUUGCAGAUGCCAAAAGGAUGUUUGCAAAUGCGCGCACAUAUAACUCUCCUGAAACCAUCUACUAUAAAUGUUCAUCUAGGUUGGAAGCACAUUUCACGUCAAAGGUUCAGUUAGGUCUUCAGUCGGGUCUCAAAAUCCAACAUUAGUGUGACGGAAGUUGGUGUACACACGGGGGCUCAUAUAACACCUGGUGUCGCAAACAAAUAAUUCAGUCAAACUGCACCUAUAUAUGUUGGGAUGGAUGUUGUAUCAUCAUUCAUAAAUGUAUUUUAUGUGAUAUCUUAGCUUUUCUUAUCCUCAAAUAAUAUGGGACGUACGCCCUUUUGAAAAUGUUGUGCCUGAUUUGCAACCAAGAAAAAGUACUUCUUUUCCAAAGAAGCUGACUUCUAAUCUUCUAAUCCCGUUUGUGUAAAAAAGCAGAAGCACAAGUUACAAGUGUUAGUUUUUCUCU
Messenger RNA from Daucus carota subsp. sativus, 2081 nucleotides. RefSeq names its product histone acetyltransferase GCN5. Bases 145 to 1776 code for a protein of 543 amino acids. The record is from RefSeq and is a predicted model, not a curated record. Gene Ontology annotation, cellular component: histone acetyltransferase complex. The transcript has 14 exons. Gene Ontology annotation, molecular function: histone H3 acetyltransferase activity; protein binding. Lineage: Eukaryota; Viridiplantae; Streptophyta; Magnoliopsida; Apiales; Apiaceae. Gene Ontology annotation, biological process: chromatin remodeling; positive regulation of transcription by RNA polymerase II.